GCGCCGCUUCCUGGGCAGGCUCGGGGGAGCUCGCUCAACUGCCUGCCUCUCUGUAGCCCAAACGCUGGAAAAAAAAAUACUCACAAAUCACCUAUCCAAGUAUGUACACACAGGCUCACUUAAACCCGCCCUAUUAAAAAAAUAUACACACGCACACACCAUUUAUCCAAGUAUGUACACAGGCUUGCUUAAACCUGCCCUAUUAAAAAUAAUAAUAUAUAUAUUUAUGCACACACAUACACACAUAUAUCUAUCCAGGUCUGUACACAGACUUGCUUAAACCUGCCCUAUUAAAUACACACAGACACACACCCCUAUCCAGGUAUGUACAUACAUAUAUAAUAUAUAAAUAUAAAGACAUAUAUAUGCACAGACUUAACUCCAACACGAUUGGAGUGUCGGGAGGGCAACUGGGCUGCCCUCUCCGCCCUCCAGGACUGCGGGACAAGUCUCCCGGCGCCCGGGUCUCAGGAGCCCCGGAGCCCUAAAACGGCCCCUGCGCGGCUUGGGCCUUCCGGCUUUCCGUCCGCCGCGGCCAUCAUUGGCUGGGUUCGGCGCAGCUACCAGACGGCGGCAGUGCGAGAAAGCCGAAGAUGGCGCUCCCGGCGGCGCUGAUCCUACGGGAGAGCCCCAGCAUGAAGAAAGCAGUGUCACUGAUAAAUGCAAUAGAUACAGGAAGAUUUCCACGGUUGCUCACUCGGAUUCUUCAAAAACUUCAUCUGAAGGCUGAGAGCAGUUUCAGUGAAGAAGAGGAAGAAAAACUUCAAGCGGCAUUUUCUCUAGAGAAACAAGAUCUUCACCUAGUUCUUGAAACAAUAUCAUUUAUUUUAGAACAGGCAGUGUAUCACAAUGUGAAGCCAGCAGCUUUGCAGCAGCAGUUAGAGAACAUUCAUCUUAGACAAGACAAAGCUGAAGCGUUUGUCAAUACGUGGUCUUCUAUGGGUCAAGAAACAGUUGAAAAGUUCCGGCAGAGAAUUCUGGCUCCCUAUAAGCUAGAGACGGUUGGAUGGCAGCUUAACCUUCAGAUGGCUCACUCUGCUCAAGCAAAACUAAAAUCUCCUCAAGCUGUGUUACAACUCGGAGUGAACAAUGAAGAUUCAAAGGGUCUCGCUGUGUUGCCCAGGUUGGUCUUCAACUCCUGGGCUCAAGCAAUCCUCCGGAGUAUCUGGGAUUACAGAGCCUGGAGAAAGUUCUUGUGGAAUUCAGUCACAAGGAGUUGUUUGAUUUCUAUAACAAGCUAGAGACUAUACAAGCACAGCUGGAUUCCCUUACAUGAUGUUUUCGAAGACUGUUUUUUUCAUCACGCUUCUGCCACCUCAUUAUUUUGCAUUGAAGAUACAUUGCCAGGUUGUGUUUUCUGAAGGAUUCAGUGGCUUGCUUUCUGUAAAUUAUAUGGCUUAUCACUUCUUAGACAAAUAACGACCAAUAGAGAUCAUUGUUAAGAGUACUGAGGUUCUAAUAUACUUUCUUUAGUUCGGUGAGCCAACAGUAAUUAUUAAGAACACUUUCCCUUUAAAGGAAACAAAAGUGAAUACCAUAUUGUUUUUACUGUCAUAGUGUUGCUUUCUUGCCUGUCCUGCUUAGUUUUUACUUGCUGGAUGAUACCAUAAUGUAUCAAGGAGCGUCCAUGGAUACAAGAUAAGAUGUGUACCUUAGUAGAAUACAGAGCUUUGGUAAUUACAUGAAUAAAAUUAAGAAAAUAGCCAUAUACAAUCAAAUACACUAUGGCAUUUUUAUUUGAAUACGAUGAGUAUAUUUUGCUUUGGAAAUAAUAUAGGAAGGAAAUGUAAAAUAGUGAGUAGUAUGGUAUCAGUUAAUUCCAGUCUGAGCUUCUCUGUCAACUUCAGUUUCUCUCUGAGUUUAAUGAUUUAAUAAUAGUCCAGGUUUUUGUGUGUUUUUCUUUAUACUGCAAAUUAAUAAUGAUUCACUUUAUAGUUUGGGAGACAGAAUCAGGUCUUGAAUAAAAUAAUUGUAAUGAGUGUUAAAUGGGCACCAUUAUUCGAAUCAGAUACCUUUUAUAUUCUCUUUCCAUAAAUAUGUUGAUUUCUGUCAAUAAAAUUUUUGUGUCUUAGGA
This is a messenger RNA of Gorilla gorilla gorilla (western lowland gorilla), 2074 nucleotides long. RefSeq names its product COMM domain containing 10 (gene COMMD10). Bases 594 to 1241 code for a protein of 215 amino acids. NCBI's taxonomy places the organism in Eukaryota, Metazoa, Chordata, Mammalia, Primates, Hominidae. The record is from RefSeq and is a predicted model, not a curated record. The transcript has 8 exons.